Molecule: messenger RNA, 2169 nt
Organism: Rotaria sp. Silwood2
Lineage: Eukaryota; Metazoa; Rotifera; Eurotatoria; Philodinida; Philodinidae
Source: the annotation of a GenBank genome assembly
AUGCAAGUUAUUGUUGAUCGAAUUCGUGCUACAUUACCAUCUGUUAAUGACGAUAUUCUUGGUUAUAUAACUGAAACAAAUAAAACUGAUUAUACUGAUUCUGAAGAAGUAGAAGAUGCUUUAAGACCUAUAUUUGAAGAAAUAGCUCAUGAUGAAAUAGAACAAGAAGCAAUCACUGAACUUUGUCAAUUUGUUAGUGAUCAAUUAAAAUUAGAAACACUAUCGGGUGGUAAUGGUUUAACCCAUGGACCAAAAAAAUUAUUAACACCUGUUUUAAUUGGUCAUUAUUCAGGUUCAAAAUCUAGUGAAGUUUCAUCGGCUUUAUUUAAUAUGUCUGAUCGAACAUUUAUUAAACCAACAAAUGAAAUAACAACUGUAUCACAAAAAAAACUUGAAAAAGCAGAAGCUAAACUUCGUGAAAAACAAGAAAAACGUGCAAGAGAUGAAGCAACAAAUGGUGAAAAUAAAGAACAAGCACAACUUGAAGAUGCUGUUGUUAGUCAAGCAACUAAUAAACGAUUACUUGCAGAAAAUGAAAAUAGUGAUUCAACAAAUAAAUCAUAUGAUGUUCAUAUUGAUAAUUUCGAUGUAUCAUAUGGAAACAAAAUGUUAAUUCAUACUGCUACUCUUGAUCUUAUCUAUGGUCGUCGUUAUGGUUUUGUUGGUCGAAAUGGAUUAGGUAAAUCAACUUUACUUCGUGUAAUAGCUAAUCGAAGUCUUGUACUUCCAUCUCAUCUCCGUAUAUUACAUGUUGAACAAGAAAUUGAGGGCAGUGAUACCAUUGCUCUACAGAGUGUUCUCGAAUGUGAUGAACGACGAACAGCAUUAUUGAAUGAAGAAAAAGAACUAAAUAAAAGAUUACAUUCAACUAACGAUUCAUCAGCAGCUCACGAUUCAUUUAUUUCAAAACGUUUAGCAGCAAUUUAUGCUGGAUUAGAGACAAUUGAAGCAGAUAAAGCUGAAUCAAGAGCAGGAGUUAUAUUAAAUGGUCUUGGUUUUACUAAAGAAAUGCAAUCCAUGACUACAAAACAGUUUUCCGGUGGUUGGAGAAUGCGUCUUGCAUUGGCACGAGCUCUUUUUUCAAAGCCAGAUCUUCUUUUACUUGAUGAACCGACUAACAUGUUAGAUUUGAAAGCAAUUAUUUGGCUAGAAAAUUAUUUACAAACAUGGAAAAGUACUGUCUUAGUUGUUUCACACGAUCGAACAUUUCUCAACACUGUUGCAACAGAUAUUCUACAUUUACAUGCACAAAAACUUGAUUCAUAUAGAGGUAAUUACGAUACAUUUGUAUCAGCUCGAACAGAACGUCUUAAAAAUCAACAACGUGAAUAUGAAGCACAAAAAGAUUAUCGAGAUCAUAUUCAGGUAUUUAUUGAUCGAUUUCGUUAUAAUGCUAAUCGUGCUGCACAAGUACAAAGUAAACUUAAAUUAUUAGAAAAACUACCUAUUUUACGACCAGUAGAAAAAGAACAUGAAGUUCAUUUUCGUUUUCCUGAACCUGAACCAUUAAAUGGAACAAUUUUACAAUUAGAUGAUGUUGCAUUUACUUAUUCAAAAGAUGAUCCUAUGAUAUUAAAUAAUGUUAAUUUAUCAGCUAAUCUCUCAUCACGUAUUUGUAUUAUGGGUGAAAAUGGAUCUGGUAAAACAACUUUAUUAAAAUUAUUAGUUGAAGAAUUAGAACCAACUAAAGGUCAACGACAUGGUCAUAGAAAUUUAGCAAUUGGCUAUUUUACACAACAUUUUGUUGAUCAAUUACCAAUGAAUAUUAAUUGUGUUGAAGUUUUACAAUCGAAAUUUCCUGGUAAAUCUGCUGAACAGUAUCGAACGGAAUUAGGUCGUUUUGGUGUCAGUGGUGAUACAGCAUUACAAACAGUGAUGAGUUUAUCAGGUGGACAAAAAUGCCGUGUAGCAUUUAGUUUAAUGUGUAUGAAAAAUCCACAUAUUCUUGUACUUGAUGAACCGACAAAUCAUCUUGAUAUGGAAACAAUUGAAGCAUUAGCUGAUGCAAUAAAAAAAUUUCAAGGUGGAGUUGUACUUGUAUCACAUGAUGAAUUACUUAUAAAACGUGUUUGUACGGAAGCAUGGCUAUGUCGUAAUGGAAGUGUCACUGCACUUGAAAAUGGUUUUGAACAAUACAAGAAAUUAAUUGAAAGCGAAUUACAAUAUUAA